This is a messenger RNA of Anastrepha obliqua, 741 nucleotides long. Its product is annotated as antigen 5 like allergen Cul n 1-like. The transcript is spliced from 3 exons. NCBI's taxonomy places the organism in Eukaryota, Metazoa, Arthropoda, Insecta, Diptera, Tephritidae. Bases 1 to 741 code for a protein of 246 amino acids. The record is from RefSeq and is a predicted model, not a curated record.
AUGGCGGUGGCGAAAUCAAGUAAAAAAUUAUCUUGGUGUGAUCCGCAAUUGUGUCCGAAUGGGAAGCAUCAUAUUGCGUGCGGCCAUGAUGGUAAAUUCACGGCCGCCUGCCCAGAUGAUGCUGUCAUGAUCGAUUUACGUUCUUACAAAAAGGAAAUUCUCCACGAGCAUAACAGACGUCGCAAUUUCGUAGCGCUCGGCGAGUUGCCCGGCUAUUAUCCCGCCGCGCGCAUGGCCACCAUGACGUGGGAUGAUGAGCUGGCCUUUCUCGCUGCACUCAACAUGAAAAUGUGUUAUGUCGAGCACGAUGAUUGCAAUAACACGCCACGCUUCAAGAGUGUUGGACAAAAUUUAUCUGGCGUGGCUUACGAAAGGGAGGGAGUUGACAUCAGUGAAGUCAUAAGCCGUUCGAUGGGUUUGUGGUUUGGUGAAUACCCGCUGAUCAAUAGUAAUUAUAUAACAAAAUUUCGGGUCACAUCGAAUUUCGAAAAAUAUGGCCACUUUGCGGAAUUUGUUGUUGACCGUAAUACACAUGUCGGUUGUGCGAUGAUUCGUUAUACCAAUCCUUCAUUUCCUUUUUACCAUAUCUACAAUAUGGCCUGUAAUUAUGCCAGCAAAUAUGCACUGGAUGUUCCGGUCUAUAGCAUUGGCGCACCAACUUCGGAAUGUGUAACUGGCAGUAAUAGUCAAUAUCCUGGUUUGUGUUCUGCGAAAGAGAUAUACAAUCCUAACUAUGAAUAA